Meyerozyma guilliermondii ATCC 6260 is the source of this 741-nucleotide messenger RNA. RefSeq lists its product as uncharacterized. The record is from RefSeq and is a predicted model, not a curated record. The transcript has a single exon. Lineage: Eukaryota; Fungi; Ascomycota; Pichiomycetes; Serinales; Debaryomycetaceae. Bases 1 to 741 code for a protein of 246 amino acids.
AUGAAAUUGUUAGUGAAGGCUCUCCUAUCUCUCUUUCUUUUGUCCACUUACAAGACAUUGCCAGGAGCAUAUGUCAUUCGUUUCUAUUAUCGAGCUUUUGUCACCUUGGCACUAACCAGGAAGAAGUAUGUUUCACUGAAGAAGCAGAAUACCUUCGGUUAUACCGGUGAUUCCAAAUUGGACAUUUUCAAGCCUAGCACUUAUACGUCGUAUGUGUCGCCAUUGGAAAUCGAUAUGUUUGUUCACAAGUCCAAUUCCACCUAUUUUACUGACUUGGAUCUCGCAAGAAUGGACUUGGUUUUGAGGGUGUUCCAAAAGUACUUUUUCCAAGAAUUUGACAAUGACUUUGGUACUUUCAAGAGCAAAUCCGUCAACAACUUCCCCUAUGCGCCAAUUGCAAUGGUUGAGUGCACAUUCAAGAAGGAAUUGAAAAUUUUUCAAAAGUUUGAAAUCAAGAGUAAGGUUGUAGCAUGGGACGAUAAAUGGUUAUUUAUGAUGUCAGAAUUCAAAAUACCAAAGUCCGACCGCACUUAUGCCGUGGCAAUGACAAAGUACGUUUUCAAGAAGGGUGGAGGCAGAACCACCAUAAACCCAGAGGAGAUGAUUGAACGUUGUGGUAUGCUCAAUGAUGAGGUCAAAGCUAUUAAUAAAGAGAAUUAUGAACUAGUCAAACAUUUGGCAUCGACUGACGAUUUGGAAGCCAUGUUCGACAAGUUGACAUCGAGAACUUCAAAGCUUUAA